Molecule: messenger RNA, 534 nt
Organism: Paramecium octaurelia
Lineage: Eukaryota; Ciliophora; Oligohymenophorea; Peniculida; Parameciidae
Source: the annotation of a GenBank genome assembly
AUGUUAACUUCAUUUGAAGAUUGUUUAUAUGGUGAAAACACAGCAUCAAGAUUUUGCAAUUAUGAUGCUGAUACUUUCCCUUUUGCUUUUAUUGAAGAAAUAGAAGAAUAUGAUGGAAUGCUGAUAGUAGAUCAAAUAUCUGAUUAAAACAGCACUAAUAGUGAUUAGCCAGAAAGUGAGCCUCAAUCAGCAUUCCGUAAUAAAAUUCCAACAUCUAUCAAAUAAAUUUAAAAGAAAAAAUAUAGAUUCCCUAGAGAAUCUAAAAACUAUUUCAAAAAUAUUGGGCCAAAGCUCAAGGAAUUCAUUAUUGAAAAUUUCUCUCACAUACCUCAAAUAAUGAAUCAACCUCUAAUCAAAGAGUUUCUAGAUAUCAAAAAUUAGAGGCAUAUCAAGUUGCAUAUUUAGCGACUUUGUGAAACAAGAGAGGGCUAAGCUAUUGCUAAGUCUUACUUCAAAAACUUUAGAUGGGCCAAGUCUCUUGUUAACGAUGAUCUCAGUAGCUAUUUUCGCCUCAAUAGCGAUUGGAAUAAUUGA